Drosophila subobscura is the source of this 530-nucleotide messenger RNA. RefSeq lists its product as uncharacterized. The record is from RefSeq and is a predicted model, not a curated record. Lineage: Eukaryota; Metazoa; Arthropoda; Insecta; Diptera; Drosophilidae. The transcript is spliced from 4 exons. Bases 30 to 530 code for a protein of 166 amino acids.
GUGUUUUUGUAGGUUAAUGUUUUUUAAAUAUGAAUAAAUUAAACGUUUUAGUCGACAGCAAACUGGAGUUUACAAAUGUCAAAUGCACCAUGCUGGAUAGAAAAUUCGCCAACUUUGAACAGUGCUAUCUGAAGGCGCAGAAUCGCACCUAUAAAUACAUUACCAUCGAGGCUGUUCUCUAUCAGAAACCAGUUACCCAGUUUAAGGUUAAUUUUGCAUUGUAUAAACGCUCGAAUGGGCUACAACCGAUCAGCAUUAACACGACCAUAGACGGCUGUAAGUUAUUACACAACGAGAGGAAUCCCUUGUCUUUGUUUCUCUUUGGCCUGUUCAAGACGUACUCGAACAUCAACCAUUCGUGUCCAUUCGAUCAUGAUUUACUGGUGGAAAAGCUGCCCACCACAUUCGUGCUGCAUCACAUGACAAUGUUUCUGCCCUUUCCCGCCGGUGACUAUGUCUUCAACAGCAAUUGGAUUGCCAAUGGAGUUAAUCGGGCUAAUGUCAGGGUGCAUGCAACUCUAGACCAAUAG